This is a messenger RNA of Knipowitschia caucasica, 378 nucleotides long. The record is from the annotation of a GenBank genome assembly. NCBI's taxonomy places the organism in Eukaryota, Metazoa, Chordata, Actinopteri, Gobiiformes, Gobiidae.
AUGACUGACGGCUUGGAUGCCUGGUUUAGUUUCUCACCCUCGGGUUGGCUGCUCCUGGUCGUGGCCCGCUCUCUUGCAUCUCACCUGCUGCUGGAGGUCUCAUGUGGCGUCUCCACCUCUCGCUGCUGCCCCACCCUCAGCCUGCUGCAUGUGUCUGGACCAGGGCUGGAGUGUGUCUGGAUGCAGCCUGGAACCUGGGGGGGCUCUGCUUCAGUGUUAGCCUUGCCGACAUCUGGGUUACGGGAUCUCAUGUUUCUCAUUCCUCUCCCUUCUGGUCUCAGCUUCUGGUUUCAGCCACUGGUCUCAGCCGCUGGUCUCAGCUGGUCUCAGUGUGGUCUCAGUGAGCCUCUGAUCUCAGUGAGCCUCUGGCCUCAGUGA